AUGACCACCACCAUCGACGAUGCGCGUGCCGCGGAGGCCGACAGAAGUGCUGGUGCUCAUGAGAACCGCGUGAAAUCCACACGGAGAAGUCCUUUUCGGUGGACCCUUGGGGUGUUCGUGCGCCUGUGUAUCUGGUAUGCACUACUGACUCCCAUCUUCCGAUGCCCAUCCCAUCCGUCCGAACUGAACGAAUCCUCCCCGCGAGUUUGCAAACCAUACCUCGUCGCUCGGUCCUACGUUGAGCCCCAUGUUACUCCCUACUACGAUACCUACGGCGCACCUUACGUCGAACUUGCCCGCCCCUACGCGCGAACGGUGAAUGAAAAGGUCUACACUCCCGCCGCAAACAUUGCCAGAUGGGGCUAUGACAAGUACGGUGCCCCGGCUUUGGACCAGGCUCAGCAGUUCACCCAACAGCAGUGGGAGAGGCAGGUUGUUCCUCACUUGCAGUCCGCCCAGGAUAGUGCGACAAGGUUGUACAAGUCCGAUGUUGCACCCCACGUUGAGCGGGUGGAAAUUGCGCUGUCGCCAUAUUAUCAGAAGACCAACGCCGCUUUCAGCUCGGUGCUCCAGGGAUAUGUGUUGCCUUUCUGCGCCCAGUCCAGGCCAUUUAUCGGCAAGACCUACACUUCCGGUCAAGCUAUACUCACAACUACUGUCAUGCCUUAUGCGCAAACCACCUGGUCUUCGGUGAUCUACUUUGCGAACAGCUCAUUAUGGCCGAAGAUCACGGGGCUCUACUCGGAGAACGUCGAGCCUCAACUAGUGAAGAUCGGACAGAGACUGGCUAGCUACCGUGAGGGGAAACGACUACGACAGGUUGUGGAUGACGUUGACAGUUCUCUGGACCAGCCCGAACCAACAACGUCGUCAAUCCAUCAAGUCGAGUCGCCGGCUACGACUACCGCUUCAGAGACUUCGUCGGAAUCAAAAACUCUUUCUCCCACAGAGCUAGCAGCGCAAACUCGUGAAAAAAUCGAAUCCGACCUUCGCCUAUGGCAGGCGAAAUUCGCCGUUGCCGCCGACAAAGGAGUGGAAGACCUUGGAGAGCGCAUCAAGACGAUUGUUGACAGCUAUAUAGAGAGUGGAGCGAAAGGCCACGGGGAAAGCCUUUUUGUAGCUUUAGAAGAAGUCGUCCAACAUGAACUGACCGAGGUCAAGCAACGUAUCACCUCGUUAACCACGCCUCUGCCCGUUGAAAAGGCCCCCGAAGAGGAGGAGGUGGCCCAGGCAAAGCUCUCGGCGGACGUCAAAGAAGCUGCCAUUGCCAUCAGAGAUCGUGCUCAGGCACUUCGCCAGUGGCAUAGGACAUUCGACGAAGAGAUUGAGCGUCGAGUAUCUGAUGCCGUGAACACUACUCUGGACGUGCUAGACAGUGUCCGCGACUUGGGACUUCAAGAGAUCGGGAUCCGCUGGGCCCGGAUGGAGGGCAUCACGUACAAGGAUUGGGAAAAGUACCAUGCUCUAAAAGCACAGUUUGAUGACUGGAGGAUUCAGUUUCGCGCAGUGGGACUGCGGCAUAUCAAAGUGGAGGAGGCUAGAGUGCUGUCGGAUGACAUCUUGGGCCGCGGAAUGGAUGCCGCUGAAAGCGCUGCAAAAGAGCUAGCCCGACUCAAGGACGUUGGCAAGUGGAAAAUUGCUGCUCGUGAAGUGAGCGAGGAUUUCGAAACACGGUCUGACCCGCCACCCGCUCUCCCCAAACGCAAUACAACCUCCGAUCAGACUCCGGGAGGAGAAACCCCUGAUCACCAGGAUGCCGAAGAUCGCGACGCCGAUGCUACGAGCUCUUACACUGAGGAGCAUGAUAUAGGCCUGGACGACGCGCCUCUUUCCGACGAUCUGGAUUCCGCGAGUUCAUCCGGCGACAUGGAAGUUCCGGGUGCGAAUGAGCAAACCCACGAUACGGAGCAUGAUGGCGAGCAGGCGUCUUGGGGCGUUUCUGCAGCCGAUAUUGAAACAAGCACCGACAAACCGAGUAUCGACGAACCCAUCGAAAUGUUACACAGCAUUUUAAAUGCCGCCGAUGAACAAGUCCCGGUCAAACAAGCAAGCGAGUCUCAGACUCCUGCCCUGUCUGAAGCGUCAGCCCAGCCAGCCCCCAACUAUGCAGCGAUUGACGAUCUUGUCUCUCAGCUACUUGACGGCAAGGAUUCUUCUUAUGCCGAAGAGGUCAUGAAACGGUUGCAUGCUAUCUAUAGUAAAUCGUCUCCAGCUAUUCCGUCACCGACUGAUGCCGCUCAAACUGAUAAGAAUACACUCACGGAAUCGUCCGCACUUGCGACGGAAACGCCUGUGAUUGUGGAUGCUAAUGAGGAUGCUAUUGAAGCUACCCAGAGCAGCAUUCCGGAGGAACCGAUUGAAUCUGAGCAUCCGGAGGUUUCCGAGGAAGACUCUUCAUCCACCGAAUCGCAAACCGAGGAUGCAUCCAGCGAUGCGAACGAAACCACCAGCAAGGAAGAUCUAUAA
This is a messenger RNA of Aspergillus affinis, 2466 nucleotides long. RefSeq lists its product as uncharacterized. Lineage: Eukaryota; Fungi; Ascomycota; Eurotiomycetes; Eurotiales; Aspergillaceae. Gene Ontology annotation, biological process: protein transport. The record is from RefSeq and is a predicted model, not a curated record. Bases 1 to 2466 code for a protein of 821 amino acids. The transcript has 3 exons.